This is a messenger RNA of Vicugna pacos (alpaca), 1395 nucleotides long. Lineage: Eukaryota; Metazoa; Chordata; Mammalia; Artiodactyla; Camelidae. The record is from RefSeq and is a predicted model, not a curated record.
AGGUGCAUCACCAGAUCCUUUUACCGGAAUGUGGUGGGUGUCCUGCUGGUCUUUGAUAUGACAAACAGGAAGUCCUUUGAACACAUCCAAGACUGGCACCAGGAGGUCAUGGCCACUCAGGGCCCUGACAAGGCGAUCUUCCUGCUGGUUGGCCACAAGAGUGACCUGCAGAGCUCCCGUUGUGUCUCAGCCCAGGAGGCAGAGGAACUGGCUGCCUCCUUGGGCAUGGCCUUCAUGGAGACCUCCGCCAAAAAUAACUGCAAUGUGGACCUGGCCUUCAACACCCUUGCUGAAGCCAUCCAGCAGGCCCUGCAGCAGGGGGACAUCAAGCUGGAGGAGGACUGGGGGGGUGUCCGUCUCAUUCACAACAUCCAGAUCUCCAGGGCCCCCAGCAGGAAGCAACACCCAGGUCCAUGCCAGUGUUGAUUCCGGGAGAGAAAGGGCUAAAGCAGUGUCAACCUCAGAAGUGCUGGUGGAAUAGGGAGAGUUAACAUCUCUGUGGAGGGCAAAUGGCAGAAUCUAUCCAAAUGGAUAAUACAAACAGUAUUCUGGCACAGUCAUGCCUCCUGGAUUUGGGGGUUUCAGAGCUAUCCCCUUUCCACUAGAAAGGUCUAAGAGGCCAGGUGUGCAGCUUCUUUACACCUGUUUCCACCAUUGUCAGAGGAGCUCAUAAAAGACCCCACCUCACAGGGGGUUCUGGGCAUGAAUGAGCUGACGGAUGGGAUAUGCCCAGCCUCCGCCUCCCACACAGUGAGAAUCAAAUGGCAAGAACUGUCAUCACUGCUCUUUCCUCUCCUUGCCAGGAUGCAGCCGUUUCUGGCAGCAUCCCUGGAUGCGGAAGCUGAGCCACUCAGCGUGGGGACGCUGCUGUACAGGUGAGGGUGAGCGCAGGGAAUUUCAGGCCAAGCCAGCCUUCAAGCCUCCUUAGGUCCUCAGGUUUGGAUGAGUCCUAAAGUGUGCCCUCAGGCCCAGGUUGCUGCCCAGUGCCCUGGAAGGCAGGGAUGACCGUGAAUAGCUCCUGUGUUGGGCACACAGAGGACACUGAUUGGCCACCAAGAUUUCCCCUCAGGGCUGAAGAACCAAUAUCCGACUCCCCACUGCACUCCCAGCUGCUGCUCAGCUUACAGCUCCCCCCAGGGCAACCCAUAUUCAACCCAUGUCAAUCUUGGAACUACUGUAGGGCGGGGGUGGGGAGUGUUCAAAGGCCUGGCCCUCUCUCCCUAACUCUAGACAAUUCUGAAGGUCAAACCCAGCUUCAUCACUCCACAGGGUGGAUUGAGGCCACUGUUAAGACAUCACAGCUAAAUUCUCCUACUCAAUCCUGCUUCUCUUCCUUCCUUCCCUCUAAAGCAUAUGUUUAUCUCAAGAAUUCCCCAAUAAAUAUCUGCACACUGA